Morus notabilis is the source of this 1311-nucleotide messenger RNA. Its product is annotated as vitellogenin-2. The record is from RefSeq and is a predicted model, not a curated record. The coding region runs from base 243 to 998 and encodes 251 amino acids. The transcript is spliced from 2 exons. Lineage: Eukaryota; Viridiplantae; Streptophyta; Magnoliopsida; Rosales; Moraceae.
UCUCUUCUCUCUCUCUUUCCUUCUUCUUCUCUCUCUCUCUCUCUCUCUCUCUCUCUCUACAUAGCUCUUGUUUGCUGAGAAGAUCUGGUGGUCAUCCAUGGCCGUUUUCCACGCAAACUCCGUCAAUUUCUAACUCUCUCAUAUCACUUACUCUCUCUGCUCUUUGUUACUUCUUCUGAUCUUCUUCGCCGGAGAUCUUCACGAACGGCUCUGAUCAGGAUCGGAAUUUUUCACACAGAGUCAUGUCGAUCGCAUUGGACAAUAACCGCAGGAUGGAUAUGAAGUCCUCGGGAAUCAUGCGCGGCUUAGUCUUCGAUUCGCCGGUGGAAGGGAGGAUCGCCGGCGCUGGUGAUUCAGACACGGUUAAGGAAUCGAACGCGUGCAAUAAUGAAACUUCGUCGGCGUCGGCGUCGGCGUCGGCGUCGGCGUCGUCUUCAUCGAUCGGGAAGAACAGCGAUUUGUCGGUGAGAUCGUCGUCGGACGGCGAUGAUUGCGAGGAGAAUGAGGCUCAGAGCUCGUAUAAAGGACCUUUGGAAAUGAUGGAAGCCUUGGAGGAGGUUUUGCCUAUCAGAAGAGGCAUCUCAAAAUUCUACAACGGCAAAUCCAAGUCAUUCACGAGUCUAGGAGACGCUGCCUCCACUUCCUCCAUUAAAGACAUAACCAAACCAGAAAAUGCCUAUACCAGGAAGCGCAGGAACCUGAUGGCUUUCAAUCACGUUUGGGACAACAAGAACCGAAGCUUCCCGCUCAGAAGUAAUGGAGGAGGGAUUUCGAAACGACCCAUCAGCUCGAGUCGGAGCUCACUGGCUUUGGCCAUGGCAAUGAGCAGCUCUGAAAGCAGUAGCAGCACCAGUGACGACUCCUCAUCGAGAUCCCCGCCUCCACUCCCGCCACUGCAUCCACAAGCUAGGGCGUCGUUCCAUGUGAAGUCUUCGACAUCGCCUCCAAGACAUUUCUGUGCAUCAAGGUCCUUGUCCUUGGCUGACUUACAACAAUGAGCCACUAAUUCCACUGCCGCUAACACCCAUGCGUUUUAACACUGUUUUUCCUCCCACCUUGUGUUUUGCCUCGGCAGAGUCUGUAAGUUAGUGUGGGAGAUGGCAUUUCUUAUCUGCCUUUCAGUUCGCUUACUAGUUUUCCAUGUUCAAUGGAAGUUUAGUGCUUUCAAAUCGUGUAUAUGCUUGAUGCAAAUGUGCUUAACAUGUCUAAUCCACUUUACAAGUCCGGCAUGAUCUUUUUCAGAUGCAGAGGGUGAAUAAUAUUUAUAUCACAAAAGUCCCAAAAUAUUAAUGAAGGCUUUUUUUUUUUCUU